AUGGGAAAUGGAUCCGAAUCCUUAGAAUUUCAUUCCUCAAUAUCGAAAAACAACGAUAUCAUUUUAGGUGUUCUCUAUUCGGUGUUUGGUCUCUUUUCGCUGUCCGGAAACUCAGUCCUGUUAUUGGUGGCGUAUCGGAAACGAUCUAUACUCAAACCUGCUGAAUUCUUCAUUGUCAACCUUGCAAUUAGCGACCUCGGCAUGACCCUAAGUCUGUUUCCAUUGGCCAUUCCUUCGUUGUUUGCGCACAGGUGGUUGUUUGAUAAAGUCACGUGUAAAUAUUACGCCUUCUGCGGAGUGCUAUUUGGCCUGUGCAGUCUCAUUAACCUCACAUUGUUGAGCACGGUUUGCUGUAUGAAGGUUUGCUACCCAGCUUACGGGAAUAAAUUCUCUUUGUCACAUUCCCGAAUCCUGCUACUUUGUGUCUGGGCCUAUGCAUUCGUAUUUGCAACGGCUCCAUUGGCUGAUUGGGGGAGUUACGGACCGGAGCCAUACGGUACGGCUUGCUGUAUUGACUGGAAAGCCUCAAACCGAGAACACAGGGCCAUUUCCUACACAGCAUCCCUGUUCGUAUUCUGUUACAUCAUUCCCUGCUCCCUGAUACUUGUAUCCUACACCCUGAUACUCCUGACUGUAAAAGGCUCCAGGAAAGCCGUACGGCAGCAUCUCUCCCCCCAAACCAAAGGAAAUGCCGUCCACUGCCUGAUUGUAAAGCUGAGUGUUGCGGUUUGUAUUGGAUUUCUGUUGGCCUGGACACCUUAUGCCAUAGUCGCCAUGUGGUCAGCGUUUGGAGAUGCAGCACAAGUGCCACCAAUGGCGUUCGCCCUGGCUGCAGCAUUUGCCAAAUCUUCAACACUCUACAACCCUAUGGUGUACCUUCUACUGAAGCAAAACUUUCUAAAUGUUUUAACUAAAGACCUGUUGGUGUUUCAGACCAUGUGCUCGAUGGUUUGUGGAAGCUGUAAGUCAUCAGUUGGGAGACCUCCAUGUAUUCGCACAGAGGGCAGGAGGUCGGAAAAGCUUGCAAGUCAUUUUAGGGAAAGUCAAAGAACGAACAGUAGCUGUACUGAUACAUUCGAGUGUUGCCAUAACCACCCGAGGUGCUGUAGUGUGGGGCCCAUUGAGGUCAGUCCACCAGUAGCUAUAUCUAUGGUCAAAAACCCAACUAAUAACUUUGGAUCAGCAUCAGCUGUACGCCUUGUGGUAUAUUCCUCAAGGUCUAGAUCAGUUGAGGAGACCAUCGAGAAACCAUUAGGCUCAUCGCCACCAGGCUUUAUGUAAGACUUUAUCUGUUCAUCUGGAAAAUAUCAAUGAUCUUUUAGCAUUUUAAAUACUUUUGGCCAUUGCCUCCGGAUCAAAUGAUUUUAGGUGGACUAGGUUUCAAGAAUUUACAUU
Molecule: messenger RNA, 1395 nt
Organism: Pelobates fuscus (common spadefoot toad)
Lineage: Eukaryota; Metazoa; Chordata; Amphibia; Anura; Pelobatidae
Product: opsin-5-like
Exons: 5
Coding region: 1-1281 (426 amino acids)
Biological process (GO): visual perception; cellular response to light stimulus; G protein-coupled receptor signaling pathway
Cellular component (GO): plasma membrane
Molecular function (GO): G protein-coupled photoreceptor activity
Source: RefSeq, a predicted model, not a curated record